AUGUAUGUUAAAGAUACUUCUGCAUCAACUUUGAAAAAAGAGAUAUGUGCUGUUCUUUUUCGUUACAACCUCCAAAUCGAAAAUAUUCGAGACCAAGGAUAUGAUGGAGCUAGUAAUAUGCGUGGUGAAUGGAAUGGGUUACAAGCUUUAUUUGCUAGGGAUUGUCCCUAUGCAUAUUAUGUGCAUUGCAUUGCUCAUAAACUACAAUUAGCUUUAGUUGCAGCAUCUAGAGAAGCCAAUCACAUUCAUCAAUUCUUUAUCCAGUUGGCUUUAAUUAUUAAUAUUGUUGGGGGUUCUUCUAAACAUCAUGAUGACUUGCAAUCUAUUCAUGCUGUUGAAAUUAAAAAUUUGGUUGCUUAUAAUGUAAUUGAGACUAGAAGGGGGGUAAACCAAAUUGACACUUUACAACGACCUGAAGAUACUCGAUGGUCAUCUCAUAAUCAAUCUUUUUGUAGCAUGAUAAGAAUGUUUGGUGCAACUUGUUCAGUUAUCAACAAGAUCUCAAAUGAGGGAGCUAAUUAUUCUCAACGUGGUGAUGCUGAAGCGGCUUACAUGAUAUUAACAUCAUUUAAAUUUAUUUUGAUAUUGCAUUUGAUGAAAGAAAUUAUGGGACUCACGAAUAUGCUUUGCCAAACUUUGCAACAAAAGUUACUAGACAUUUUAAAUGCCAUGAGUCAAGUUUCAACUACACAAUCACUCAUUCAAAAGAUGAGAGAUGAUGGAUCUCGUCGUCAAGAUGAAGGGUCUCCGACAACAGUGGAGCAUCAUUUUAGAGUUGAUAUAUUUACUGUUGCAAUAGACUUUGAGUUACAAGAAUUGAAAAAUAGAUUUAGUGAGCAAGCUGUGGAACUCCUCAUUCUUUGUGUUGCUUUAAGCCAUAAAGAUACAUACAAAUCAUUUAAGAUUGAUGAUAUAUGCAAGUUGGCUGAGAAGUUUUAUCCUCGAGAUUUCACCGAGCAAGAAAAAAUUUGUUUGAAAUUUCAGUUGCAGCAUUAUAAGCUUGAUGUGCCAAAGCAUCAAGAUUUUCAAACUAUGUCUACAUUAUUUGAGUUAUACAGAGGAUUGGUAGUUUCAGAAAAGUCAAAGAUCUAUCCUUUGAUUGACAGAUUGAUUCGCCUAGUGUUGACUCUCCCUGUUUCUAUUGCGACUACAGAACGAGCUUUUUCUGCCAUGAAACUUAUAAAGACUAGAUUGCGUACUAGAAUGGAGGAUGAGUUUUUUGCAGACCAUUUAGUAGUUUAUAUUGAGAAAGGAAUUGCUAAGAAUUUCACUUCAGAGAUGAUAAUGGAUGAAUUUUAUUCCAUUAGCAAUCGUCGUCGAGCAUAA
Molecule: messenger RNA, 1326 nt
Organism: Corylus avellana
Lineage: Eukaryota; Viridiplantae; Streptophyta; Magnoliopsida; Fagales; Betulaceae
Source: RefSeq, a predicted model, not a curated record